AUGAAUUUUCGCUCGUAUCGUGGUCGUCCGUACCUUAGAUGUUUGCAGUUAAAAGCUGUCGAAGACACUAUUCUUCCCAAGGUUCACGUUCCUCGUAUCAACAAAGAAGUCGUAGAGAUUUGUGAAAAAGCUCGUGACUCUCGUUAUGCCGGUUGGGAACACGAACCAGUUGGAUAG
Cooperia oncophora is the source of this 177-nucleotide messenger RNA. The record is from the annotation of a GenBank genome assembly. NCBI's taxonomy places the organism in Eukaryota, Metazoa, Nematoda, Chromadorea, Rhabditida, Trichostrongylidae.